AUGUCGAGGCGCAAGCAGGCGAAGCCGCAGCACACAGCCGAGGAGGAGCGCGGCACGCAGCCACCGCCCCAGCCGGCCCCGGGGGUCGCGGCCUCAGCGGCGCCGGCGGCGGGGGAGCCGGGUGCUUCAGUGAACUACCCGGGGACUGGCGAUGACAUGAAUGGGGACCCAGCGACAGUAAAGAGGCCUCGUCAGGAGGUGACUCACAUCUGUGAGAAAUGCUGCGGAGAGUUCUUCAGCGUCUCUGAGUUCUUACAACAUAAAAAUUGCACUAAACACCCACCUGUCCUCAGCAUGAAGGACAUCGAGGGGCCGAUGCCUUCCGAAGACUUCUCCGGGGCUGGGCUGAGCCACCCGCCACGCAGUCCAAGCAUUAAGGACAGUCACAGGGAGAGUGGCAGCAGCUCAGGGGACAUGAAGGAGAAGCCAGGGGCGGAGUCUGUCCUGUACUUAAAGACAGAGCCCGCCCUGCCACCCACAGCCCAGGACUUAAGCUAUUUACCCAAAGGCAAAGUGGCCAACCCUAACGUCACUCUUCAAGCACUACGGGGCACCAAGGUGGCAGUGAAUCAGCGGAGCGCGGACGCGCUGCCCGCCCCCCUGCCCGGUGCCAACAGCAUCCCGUGGGUCCUGGAGCAGAUCCUGUGUCUGCAGCAGCAGCAGCUACAGCAGAUCCAGCUCACGGAGCAGAUCCGAGUCCAGGUGAACAUGUGGGCCGCCCAUGCCCUCCACUCCGGUGUAGCAGGAGCGGACACCCUGAAGACCUUAGGCAGCCACGUGUCCCAGCAGGUCUCUGCGGCCGUGGCUUUGCUCAGCCAGAAAGCUGGAAGCCAAGGCCUGUCCCUGGACACCUUGAAACAAGCCAAGCUACCUCACACAAGCAUCCCUUCCCCCACCAGCUCGGUGUCCCCGGGGCUGCUGUCCUUCGCCCUGAGGCCGGAUGGGACGAGGGUGCUCCCAAACCGCAUCCCCGGUGCUUUGCUACCCCUGAACCCAAGCUCUGUGCUCUUCCAGAGCCCUUUCUCCACGGUGGCGUUAGACCCGUCUAAGAAAGGGAAAGGGAAGCCACCCAACGUGUCCCCGGUGGAUGUCAAACCCAAAGACGAGGCCACCGUCUACAGGCACAAGUGCCGGAGAAGUCUCCCAUCAGCAUUUGUCCGAGCCCAGCCAACCUAUGUCAAAGUGGAAGUUCCUGGUGCGUUUGGACCCGCGACCAUGUCCCCAGGCCUGGCACCUUUGCUGGCGGCCCAGCCACACCGCCAGGGCAAGCAGCACACCUGCCCGCGGUGCGGGAAGAACUUCUCGUCAGCCAGCGCCCUCCAAAUUCAUGAGCGGACUCACACGGGGGAGAAGCCUUUUGUGUGUAACAUCUGUGGGCGAGCUUUCACCACCAAAGGCAACUUGAAGGUUCACUAUAUGACGCAUGGCGCCAACAACAGCUCCGCAUGCCGCUGGAGGAAGCUGGUCAUCGAGAACACCAUGGCUCUUCUAGGAACAGACACAAAGAGGGUCCCAGAGGUGUUUCCCAAGGAAAUCAUGGCUCCUUCAUUGAAUGUGGACCCUGUUGUGUGGAACCAGUACACCACCAUGCUCAACGGUGGUCUGGCCAUGAAGACCAACGAGAUCUCAGUGAUCCAGAGCAGAGUCAUCCCGACUCUCCCGGUGUCCCUAGGUGCCAGCUCCGUUGUCAGCAACACCACCGUCUCCAAGAUCAAUGGCUCCCAGUCGGUUAGCAGUGAUGUGGAAAAGCCGGGUGCUGCUGACAGCGUCCCCAAACACCUGUCCCCUCACUUCCUGAAGGAAAACAAGAUUGCGGUCAGCUAAGCGACGGGAGAGCCCGUGUGAAGGAGAAAUGCAGAGUGACCGCUUGAACUGGAUCUUUUGUUUUUGUCGUUGUUGUUGUUUAAAAGCCCAUCUCCUCCUGUUUGUUUUUUACUGAUGUGCAAAUGUUUACAGUUGUGACCACAACCUCAGGCACGUCCAACAAUCACGAUGUUGCUAUGCUGUUUUGCUAAAAAAACCAAACCAAACCACACACAUACUAAAAUAAAUACAGACUAGUAUUUUUUUUUAAUUUUGGAAGAAGCGGGUCUUGCAAAGUGGCUUUGUUACUUGAGACAAACUGUAUAUAUGAAGACUUUGUACAAGCUAGAGGAACUAUUUCCAAAGAUUGUCCCCUAUUUCAAGUUGGAACUUACUAAACCACGAUGGGAAAGAAACUGCUUAGCCUCACUGGGGAUAGGGGGGCUGCAUACUUCCGGGACUGUGUGUGGGUAAAUGGACUAGGUCUGUUGUCCUCGGUGGCCUGCUUUGUAUGUCCCUCAACCCUGCACCCAUCUUUUGUUUUCCUUUUUGAAUGUACUUUCCUUUUUAUUUUUAACUAAGGUGUGGCAUUACAAAAUUCCUUCCACCUUGGGCCCCUGAGUAGGAUGCCCUCCAAUGGACGAUCUUAGUCCCUCGGGAGUCGGUGUGUGUGUUGCUGCUGUUGAAAUAGAGUUCAGUGGGAGCCCUAAGCGUGCCAAUGUCUUCCCUGCUUCCCGAUGCCGCCUUCCUGAGCACCAGGACAGGUGGGCACCUGAGCAGGGGACCUCAGGUGACUUGAUUUAGUUCACCAGUGCCUACUCUAGCGAAGAAAUGAGUCUUUCAUUCUUGAAGAAACUCAUGGAGGGCAUAUUUCUGAUAAGAGGUUCACAUACUACUUUUUAUAAAAAUUUUGAUGUGACUUAUGCCAAGUAAUUGUGAAGAUUCUUUUCCCCCGUGAGUACUGCAUGAAGGUUACGAAGUUGGAACAGGCGAGUCCUGGCUAUGAAAGCUUUAAUUUAUCUACCUCAUUUAUUUUUUAUUUUUGUAGCUUUAGUCUCUCUUUUCCUAUUUUAUGACCACUGAAAGUGUUCCCAGUCCCUGUCUUAAACCUAAGAGUUGAUGUAUUGGUGGGAGUGGCUGGACCUUCAAGAUGUUUUGUGAUUUUUUUUUAAUCCCUUUCUUGCAUAUAUAAUAAGCAAAUGCUGAAACUUUGCUCUGAUGGUUUAACGAGGAAGAAGAAGGAAAGACCCUGUUUUCUGAGUCUUUCCCCUCAAUGUGGAAAUGUACAUCAAAACGUGUAUCAAAAGUUGGUCUCUGAGUUAUUGCACCUGACUUCAGGAUAAAAAAAAAAAUUAUUAUUUUUUUUGCCAAGUUGUGCCUUUCCUUCUGAAAUUGUAAAUGAACACAAGACUAGAACCUGUUUACACUGUGAAGUGGAUAUUGUUACGGAGGACAUGCCAGAGGCUUUCUCACUGUUAUGCCUUGUGAAUGUACGAUCUACGGAGAAAACCUUGUAGUUUUACCUGCUGAUGCUGACUGAUGGAAAAUAAAUUUUGGUAUUUUUCCCCUCAA
Myotis myotis is the source of this 3375-nucleotide messenger RNA. RefSeq names its product sal-like protein 4. Gene Ontology annotation, cellular component: nucleus. Gene Ontology annotation, molecular function: DNA-binding transcription factor activity, RNA polymerase II-specific; RNA polymerase II cis-regulatory region sequence-specific DNA binding. NCBI's taxonomy places the organism in Eukaryota, Metazoa, Chordata, Mammalia, Chiroptera, Vespertilionidae. Gene Ontology annotation, biological process: regulation of transcription by RNA polymerase II. The record is from RefSeq and is a predicted model, not a curated record.